This is a messenger RNA of Pygocentrus nattereri (red-bellied piranha), 4258 nucleotides long. Its product is annotated as potassium channel subfamily T member 2. Gene Ontology annotation, biological process: potassium ion transport. Gene Ontology annotation, cellular component: membrane. Gene Ontology annotation, molecular function: intracellular sodium-activated potassium channel activity. Lineage: Eukaryota; Metazoa; Chordata; Actinopteri; Characiformes; Serrasalmidae. The transcript is spliced from 29 exons. Bases 1 to 3279 code for a protein of 1092 amino acids. The record is from RefSeq and is a predicted model, not a curated record.
AUGGUUGAUGGAGAAAACGAGGUGCCCCCCCUGCCCCCCAGAUUCAGGUUCAGGGAUCUGCUGCAAGGAGAACAGACCUGGCCAAACGAAGACAAGGUGCAAGUUGAAUUCUACACCAAUGAGAACACUGUGAAAGAAAGACUCAAGCUGUUCUUCAUCAAAAAUCAAAGAUCAAGUCUCCGAAUACGUUUUUUCCACUUCUCUCUCAAGCUGCUGAGCUGCUUUUUGUACAUAUGUCGAGUGCUAAUGCGAAGCUCAGAAAGUAAUGAGUGGCAGCACAAGGUGGUAAUUUGGGUGGACCGUGGUGUUGAACUAUGGGCUCUGCAGGUGUCUGUUGCAGUUGUAUGUCUGUCUGAGACGCUGUUGCUAACCUACCUAAGUUACAAGGGGAACAUGUGGGAGCAGAUACUUCACAUAACGUUCCUCCUGGAGAUCAUCAACACGGUGCCCUUUCUGAUAACGCUUUUCUACUUUCCUCUUCAUAAUCUAUUCGUCCCUGUGUUCCUCAACUGCUGGCUGGCCAAACAUACACUGGAAAACAUGAUAAAUGAUUUUCAUCGUGUUAUACAGCGGACGCAGUCAGCCAUGUUCAAUCAGGUCCUGAUCCUGAUCUCCACGCUCCUGUGCCUCAUAUUCACCUGUAUAUGUGGGAUCCAGCACCUGGAGCGUGCCGGACGGAAUCUGAGUCUUUUUGACUCCAUCUACUUCUGCAUUGUGACCUUUUCAACUGUGGGGUAUGGAGACGUCUACCCAAAGAUCUGGCCCUCUAAACUGCUGGUGGUCAUCAUGAUAUCUGUGGCUCUUGUGGUGCUUCCUGUCCAGUUCGAGCAGUUGGCAUAUCUGUGGAUGGAACGUCAGAAGUCUGGGGGGAAUUACAGCAGACGCAGAGCCGAGACGGAGAGGCACGUGGUGCUGUGCGUCAGCUCACUCAAAAUCGACCUGCUCAUGGACUUCCUCAACGAGUUUUAUGCCCACCCCAAGCUCCAGGACUACUACGUCAUCAUCCUGUGUCCGACGGAGGUGGACACUCGGGUGCGCCGGGUGCUGCAGAUCCCCCUUUGGUCUCAGAGGGUCAUUUACCUGCAGGGUUCUGCCCUCAAAGACAAAGACCUCUUCAGGGCCAAGCUGGACAAUGCUGAGGCAUGUUUUAUCCUGAGCAGUCGAUGUGAAGUUGACCGCACUGCAGCAGACCACCAGACCAUUCUCCGUGCUUGGGCAGUGAAGGACUUUGCCCCAAACUGCCCCUUGUAUGUCCAAAUCCUCAAACCAGAGAACAAAUUUCAUGUGAAAUUUGCGGAUCACGUGGUUUGCGAAGAGGAGUUUAAGUACGCUCUGCUGGCCCUGAACUGCAUCUGCCCUGCCACCUCCACCCUCAUCACCCUCCUAGUACACACCUCCCAGGGCCUGGAAGGCCAGCAGUCUCCAGAGCAGUGGCACAGGAUCUACGGCAGGUGUUCAGGCAACGAGGUUUACAACAUCGUCCUGAAAGACAGCGUCUUCUUCACAGAGUACGAGGGCAAGAGCUUCACCUACGCUACAUUCCACGCGCAGAAGAAGUAUGGCGUUUGUCUGAUUGGAGUCUGCCGUGGAGACAGUAAAACCAUCCUCCUCAACCCUGGCCGUCAGUACACCAUGCACGCCUCAGACAUGUGCUUCUACAUUAGCAUCACCAAGGAGGAGAACUCCAGGUUCAAGUUCCAGGGGGACCGCUGCAAAAAAGACUCCAAAACUCGUCUUCCAGUGCAUAGCAUCAUUGCUAGCAUGGGCACUGUGGCUAUCAACCUGCAGGACACCAGCGACACGCCGAGCCGCAGCUCUACGCUCUCUGUUCCAUCCGAGCCCUUCAAAUGCAGCAGCAAGAGACCCAGCAUCGCCACCGUUCUGGAGGUGCCAGUGUCCCCCGUCCUGCACGCCGGUGAAAGUGACCAGUCCGAAGAUGAGGCUGCACCGUUUUGGGAGGACCAAUCCAGUGACGUGUACAUCACGGGCUACCCUCCUAAUUUACCCUACAUCGGAAGCUCGCAGACGUUUUGCCAUUUAUUAAAAGAGAAAAUGCCUCAUUGUUGUCUGCGACUGGAAAAGGGCUGUCAACACAACCACUGUGAAGACGCCAAAGCGUACAGCUUCUGGAACAAGCCGAUCAUCGUGUCUGCGGAGACGGCGGGGAACGGCCUGUACAACUUCAUCCUGCCUUUACGAGCCUCAUACAGACCCAAGAAGGAGCUGAACCCCAUCAUCCUGCUGCUGGACAACCCGCCUGAUGCACAAUUUCUUGAGACCAUCUGCUGGUUCCCAAUGGUGUACUACAUGGUGGGAUCAAUGGACAGUCUGGAUGACCUGCUACGCUGUGGCGUCUCUUUUGCUGCUAACAUGGUGGUGGUGGACAAGGAGAGCACCAUGACCGCCAAAGAGGACUACAUGGCCGACGCCAAAACCAUCGUCAAUGUUCAGACCCUCUUCAGGUUAUUCCCGAGCCUCAGCAUCAUCACUGAGCUCACUCAUCCAGCCAACAUGAGGUUUAUGCAGUUCAGGGCAAAAGACUCUUAUUCUCAGGAGCUCUCUAAACUGGAGAAGAAGGAGAAGAAGAAGGGCUCCAACCUGGCCUUCAUGUUUCGUCUGCCGUUUGCAGCGGGAAGGGUGUUUAGCGUCGGCAUGCUGGAUACUCUCCUCUACCAGUCAUUUGUGAAGGACUAUGUGAUAACCAUCACCAGACUCUUGCUUGGCCUGGACACAACGCCGGGAUCCGGCUUCCUGUGUUCUAUGCAGAUCACCGAGGACGAUCUCUGGAUCCAGACGUACGGCAGACUGUACCAAAAACUCUGCUCCACUGUUGGAGAUAUUCCUAUCGGCAUCUACAGGACCGAGUCUCAGAGGCCUGAAUCUCUCGAGUCCCAGCUGUCUGUGAAUGUGGAUGAGUUUGAAGACGUGAGGGAGCAGCCGCGGAGGAAGUGGGCUCGGCGCCUCAGCCGCAUGGGCCCACGGCUCUCAGGCCGCGGGGCUGAGAGAUGCGGGCAGCAGCGGGCCAGUCUGCUCCCUCGCUCCGAACGCCAGGAGCUGGCCGAGGUCGUCAAGAAGCGCAUGCAGAACCUGGGCCUCUACACAGCAAGCCUCGAUGACAUGAACGGCAGCCAAAGCAGUCACUCAUAUGUCUUAAUCAACCCGCCACCCGACACGAGACUAGAGCUUCAUGACAUUGUAUACAUAGUCCGUGAGGAUCCACUCUCCUUCAUUCCGAGCAGGAAGAGUAGUCUGGGGAACACGUCGUGGACAGGAGAUUAAAUCUGAUCACAGAUCAGCUCCAAUCAACAACACGAAAUGCCGGCAGUUCGGCAUAAAGCAAGGCUGGGGCUUCGCUUCUGCCCAACGCUGUGUUCAGGUGCUCAUCAGCACAACGUACCAGAUGCUUAAUCAGUCAUUUCACCUCUUCACAGAGCCUCAAAGCUGACAUGGUGAACAUCUUUCAUUAGCCAUGGCCACAAAUUACUAUAGUGAGGCCACACGGAACUGAGAAACUUAACUAAGCCUCGUUAUAUUAAUUGCGGGCAUAAAUGUAGCAUGUUGUGGCCACGCCUUAUUUAAAUCAAUCAUGUCGCCUUAGGGGCUCCGUAAUCUGAAGACACAGUCAUAGAGCAGAACCAGAAAACAUACUUCUGCUUAAUUAUAUUUAAAUAUAAAGCUCAUCAGGAUGUUCUUACUUUAUGCAAAAUCGGGUGAAAUCAGAACCGGAAAGUUUCCAUCAGUUUCGAUGAAAAGCCAUAUUUGUCACAUCUGGUAAACUCCUUUGGUUUUCAGUAACGAAGGCCACAUAGUACCUUAUAAUUAUGGCUAAGCAUCUCAUGAUAAUGAGUUAAUAAUAUGACCCCUCAUGAUUAUGGAAUGCUGUUAUUAUUGUUAGAUAUGAAGUCAUAGUUAAUAAUGAGGUAGGAUCUCUUCAUGACAAUAUAAUGACUGAACGCAUCUCAUUAUUAUAAGAAGUCAUAAUGUAAACUGUCAUUAUGAGAUGCUAAGUCAUAAUUAUGAGAUACUAAGUCAUGGGAUACUGUCAUAAUUAUGAAAUAGUACGCAAGUCAUUAUUAUGACAUGCUAAAUCAUACAUCUUAAUUAUGCCACAAACUCGUUAUGAAAAAGGCUUUUUUUUAUGAGGUGCUUAUUAUGAGAUGCUGAGUCACAACUGUGAGAUACUAAGUCAUACGUAUGAGAUAUGAAGUCAUAACUUUGUCAUAAUUGAGAUAGGAUCUCACUUCCAUGACGUAAUAAA